Penicillium bovifimosum is the source of this 2157-nucleotide messenger RNA. RefSeq lists its product as uncharacterized. The record is from RefSeq and is a predicted model, not a curated record. The transcript has a single exon. NCBI's taxonomy places the organism in Eukaryota, Fungi, Ascomycota, Eurotiomycetes, Eurotiales, Aspergillaceae. Gene Ontology annotation, biological process: peroxisome inheritance. Gene Ontology annotation, cellular component: extrinsic component of intraperoxisomal membrane. The coding region runs from base 1 to 2157 and encodes 718 amino acids.
AUGCAUGAGCCUCCAAGUGAGCCAGGUCAGACACAGUCCCUUCGCCGUUCCAUUACCCUCCCAACCAAGUUAAACCCACUCGCGCAACGUCGCGCGAGUGUCCCGAAUACACCGGAACAUGUGAUUUUUUACCAUCCUUUUGCGAAAAUCGUGCAUUUUUCUCCAAGAGCGCUCGCCCCUAUUCCCUCUAGUACUACGCCAUCCGACUUCGACUACCCCGUUGACACCAUCGAAACACUGCCUUGGCGCUCUGCGACUGAACGAACGGUCGCAACAGCACCCUUGAGACUGGAGAAAAUCCAUGGCUCCACAGCCUUUCUGAAAUGUGGAAAUGUCGUCCAUGCGAUCCUUAAGAACUCGCAGUGUUGGUGCGUCGAUGGAGUGUCAAAAUUUGUUCUGCGCAUCCGCCCUCUUACAUACUACCGCAUUGAACUACCAUACGAAACAGACGACGAUAAGAGUUUGGUACAGGACUUGAAGAUUGCGUUGCCAACAGUCCUUCGAUAUGAGGUUACGCCAUGUCCUUUCAUGCGCGCUUUCAGUGUCGAGCUUCCUAGCGACGCGAUGGCGCCUCGGCGCAAAAAGGCAUGGCGACCGAAAGACCGGAAAGAAGGCGUACCAGGUGUUCUAGAGCCUUCGCGAGAGACGCCAUCUUCAUCUCCAGCCAGAUCUCCAGUCAGAUCUGAUUGGGUUGAUUCGCCAAGCACUGGAGAUGACACCGACGGUAACUUGACAGAUGACAGUUGCUUCACUUCGAACAAAGCCAAUAGCACAAUCCUGGAGACUAUCCCCGAUGACGGUGAAUCAUCUCCCAUCGAAACGUCAGGCCCUUCCGUAUAUCAUGGACCUCCUCGGCGCUCAGUGACCGAGAUCCCGCAGACAUUUACCAGCCUGCUCGCGAAGUUCGAGGCUACACCAAUCACAGAAGAUGAUCGUCUUUCUGUCCCUGACACAAAACCUGAAAGUGUAACGAGUACUGGCACUGCACCUAGUGAUGUUGCACCGCAGAUUGACCACCAAUCGAAGGCCACUACGAACCCACUCAAAGCUGAUCUUCCAGCCGACGACGCAGCCAAAGCCGCGCUUGAAUUUAAAGCGGCAGUGGAUACUGGUUUCACGACCGAAGACCAGCCUGCGACUGAGUCUGCACCCGAGCCUGAGGUUCUGUCACGACAGCGGUCAGACGAAGUCGCAGUGGAAGUAGAACGAGUUCUGGAGGCCGAAGGUCCACAGGAAGCUGCAUCACAAGGUGAACGUUCCACUGCAGUCGAGACCGACCAGCCCAUUGAAGAAAUUCCGCCCCAAAUGGCUCAGUCUACUGCUGGACUCUCAAUAGAGGUUGAUGACUAUGAUACUUCCUUUGCGUCCAGUCCUGAAUCAUUCCACUCUGCUGAGCCUCAGUCGCCAGAUUCAGUUUCGACCCAUCCCACAUCUGUGGGAGGCCAUGACCUGCCGGAAUCAAUGGAUACGUUCCAUCUUUGGAGCGCGAAAGAAUCAACGCCUGCGAGUCCACGCCAAGAAUCUGAGUACCAGAAACUCAAUGUUCCCCCGUUUGAUGACAUCCCAAGGACAACUGGGGAGCAAUACCCUCCGUCCAUGAACAUCCCAAGUUGCAAUAGUUCGCCCAAUCGCGCCCCGGAUGCCUUUUCGGAUACUUCGCCAUCGAUGAUUCGCACAAGUAAAGAGCCCCCACCCAGUUUUUCUAUAAGUGCACCUUCGGCCGUCAAGAUGCAUCAUCAGGCUUCAGCCAAGCCUCCUACAUCAAAUCCUGACUUUAACCACAUGACCACCGAAUUUCGGCGCCGGGCAAAAGCCACAAGAGAACGCGAAGUUUCUCCUAUGCCUCCUGCCUCGGCAUUGUACCAGCCCCCCGGGGAUGAUGCUUCAUCCUUCAUUUCUAAGGCCAUCACUUUAGUAUUAAUCCCUCCAGCGUAUCUUUUCAUCAUUCUCCUUCAUAUCGCUGCGCGCGUUGCUGUCAACCCAAACUCCCAGCCGACUAUCACUUCCACUCCGAGAAAGUCGGAUUCUCGUUCCCAGCACAGCAAGAAACCCUCAGUCGCAGUGGACGACUUCAGCUUUCCACUUGAGCCCCAGUCCUCUUCAGAGUAUGAGGAUGCCCAGGCAUGCAGAAAGCUCGACCCUUGGGAUCUCGACUAG